AUGAUAUCAAGGAAUCACAAUAAUCCUAACAUUAGAUUACCACCCGUCACUUAAAGCAAGAACAGGAGUCAUUUUAAUUCUUCAAGCUUCAGUAUUAACAUGAAUAAUGCUUUGGAAUCACAGAGAAUGCUUAAUGAAGCCUAGUAUUAGACAAAUAAUGCAAUUUUCAACACAAACUAUAAUUAGUCUCAUGUUGCAUAAUAGCAGUUCAUGAAGGUGGAGGAAGAAGAUUAAAUUCCAGAAGAUUAAAGAAAUUCAUAAUCUCGCAUUUAAUUUUACAAAAAUCUCAGAUCAAACAAAUUUGUGAUUGUUCCUGGCGACGAGAUAAUUGAGGAGGCUUCAAAAUUAAAUAUGCCAUAUUUCUCGAUAAUAGAGGUACCUAUAAAAAAAUACAUGCUCGUAAAAAAACAAAACGAAAAAAAUAAAGCAAAAAGUAACAUCUAAUCCUUAAGAAACAGCUCUUAAGUAGGCUAGGGUACCAUAGGUCUAUUUAGGUAGAUUAAUGAAGAAAGUUUCAAAAAUAUGAAGAAGAAAUUUAAUCAAUCGCCUUCAAUAAAGGUGAAAAAGUUCAAAAUCAAAGGAGAUUCGGAUUCUGCAGCUGAGCAGAUAUUGAGUCAAUAAUAUUUGAUAGGUGAUAAGAUAAACGAAGUUGAAGAGGAUCCGAAACUAAAAAUAAAGUCUAAAUUAUUGGGGAUGAAACCCGGAGUAAGAUAUGCAGAUAAUAAUUCUGGAUCAAGUAGUAUUGAAUAAGGCAAGAAAAAAAUUGGAUUUGAUAGUUUCAACAUUGAAUCCUUAUCUUUCACAGAUAAAAUCAGAACUCAAAUGAAUAAAGAUUUGGUAACAAGACUGUAUGAGCAUGAAUAUGAUAAGCUUAAAUAAAAGAUACUAGAAGAGAAAGAUAAAGAGAAGAAGCUAAAGCAAAUUACAGAUAAAGUCUAGUUUCAUGAAGGCGCUUUGAGUGCAAAACCUAUCUAUAGAUAUGAAUAAUUCUUGGAAAGAAUUUCUAGAAGCCCUAGCCAAAUAAGAUGA
Molecule: messenger RNA, 1029 nt
Organism: Stylonychia lemnae
Lineage: Eukaryota; Ciliophora; Spirotrichea; Sporadotrichida; Oxytrichidae
Source: the annotation of a GenBank genome assembly